AUGUGGAUGAGUGUGCCCUGGGUCUUGAUGACUGCCACCCAGAUGCUAUUUGUCAAAACACCCCGAAGCUGUACAAGUGCAUGUGCAAAGUGGGUUACACUGGUGAAGGGAAGAAAUGUGAAGACAUUGAUGAAUGUGAUAAUGACUUCAAUGGAGGCUGUGUCCACGAGUGUUUCAACAUUCUAGGAAAUUACCGCUGUAUGUGCUACGAUGGCUUUAUGUUGGCUCAUGAUGGCCACAACUGCCUGGAUACAGAUGAAUGCAUGUUCAACAAUGGUGGUUGCCAACAUGUUUGCAUCAACACUGUGGGGAGCUAUGAAUGUCGCUGCAAAGAAGGGUUCUUUUUGAGUGAUAACCAGCAUACCUGCAUCCACCGCUCAGAAGAAGGCAUGAGCUGCAUGAAUAAAGAUCAUGGCUGUGCCCACAUCUGCAGAGAAACACCCAAAGGAGGAGUUGCCUGUGAAUGCCGACCAGGAUUUGAACUGUCCAGGAAUCAGAGGAGCUGCAUUUUAACAUGUAAUCAUGGAAAUGGGGGCUGUCAGCACACAUGUGAUGAUGCUGAUAAUGGACCUAUUUGUGGAUGUCACCCCAAGUACAUCAUGCAUGUGGAUGGGAAAACCUGCCUGGAGAGGGAAGAGGCUUCUGUUGAAAUUUCAGAGGGAAACACCACAGCAGCGGCUGAUGUGGACAAGAGGGUGAAGCGACGGUUGCUUAUGGAAACGUGUGCGGUGAAUAAUGGCGGCUGUGAUCGUACAUGUAAAGAUACAUCAACUGGAGUUCACUGCAGCUGUCCCGUUGGGUUCACACUCCAGUUUGAUGGAAAGACAUGUAAAGAUAUUGAUGAAUGCCAGUCCAAUAAUGGAGGCUGUGUUCAUUUCUGUAAGAACACUGUUGGCAGUUUUGAUUGCAGCUGCAGAAAAGGAUUUAAAUUAUUAACAGAUGAGAAAUCCUGUCAAGACAUUGAUGAAUGCUCUUUUGAACGCACAUGUGACCACACGUGCAUCAAUCAUCCAGGCACCUUCGAGUGUACUUGCAACAAAGGAUAUGCUCUCUAUGGCUUCAUACACUGUGGAGAUAUUAAUGAAUGUAGCAUCAACAAUGGUGGUUGCCAGCAGCUGUGUGUGAACGUGCUGGGAGACUAUGAAUGCCUGUGUCACUCUAACUACAAGUUACACUGGAAUAAAAAGGAUUGUGUUGUCAAAAGGUCCCUUGCUGAUAAUAUGUCACCCAAGGUAUGGCUGCACUGCAUUAAGAGUGGUGGGAGCAAUAGAUGCUUCUUGAGCUGCUCUCUGGAUGUCCAGGUAUUUUCUGGAACACAAGAUGCCUACACCCUCACCUGUGGCAGCUCAUCUCAGCUUAAGAAAAAGCAGCAAAAUACAAAUGCUUCCAGCUGGCUGGAUGCCUCGGCUAUCAAGAUAAGCAUAGCCUUUAAAUUAAAUGAAGGAAAAUGUAGUUUGAGAAAGUCUGGGAUGUUUCAAGAAGGUCUAGAACAGAUGAUACCAGAGACAUGUAAUUCAGUAAUGGAGAGCUUCCACUAUGUAAACCUAACGUGCAGCUCUGGCAAGAAUGUUCAUGGAACCCUCAGUAGACUGUCAGCGACUAGAGACAUUUUUAUCACUGUGGACUUUGAGCUUGAAACAAACCAAAAGGAGGUGACAGACACGUGUGAUGUGCGCUGUGCUCGGAAGAAGACUGAAAAAAGGUUCCGUAAAACCAUCCGAACCUUGCGAAAGACAGUCAGCAGGGACCAGUUCCGCAUUCGCAUCUCUGGCACUGACCACGAAGUGGCCAGGAAGUCUCUCAAGCCCUCAGAGCCACAGCAGGCCUGUGGUGUAGGACAGAUAUAUCUGGGUAACAGAUGCGAUCAGUGCUCCCCAGGUGAAUAUUCUACUGAUGGCUUCAAACCCUGUCUGCCGUGUCCCCUUGGAACAUACCAGCCUGAAGCUGGGAGAGUAUCCUGCUUUCCCUGUGGAGGAGGUCUAACAACAAGACAUAGCAGUGCAUCCUUGUUUCAGGACUGUGAGACCAAAGUUCAGUGUUCACCUGGCCAUUUUUAUAACACCACAACUCAUCGGUGUAUUCGCUGCGCAGUUGGUACAUACCAGCCUGAGUUUGGACAAAAUUACUGUAUUUCAUGCCCUGGAAACACCACUACUGACUUUGAUGGGUCAACAAAUAUAACACAGUGCAAAAACAGGCAGUGUGGAGGUGAGCUGGGAGAUUACACUGGAUACAUUGAAUCACCAAACUACCCUGGGGACUAUCCUGCAAACACUGAGUGCACUUGGAAUAUCAACCCACCGCCAAAGCGCCGUAUUCUGAUUGUGGUUCCAGAAAUAUUCCUACCAAUAGAAGAUGAGUGUGGAGACUACCUGGUGAUGCGAAAAAGCUCUUCUUCCAACUCAGUGACCACAUAUGAAACCUGUCAAACCUACGAACGCCCUAUAGCUUUCACUUCUAGGUCUAAGAAAUUGUGGAUCCAGUUCAAGUCAAAUGAAGGGAACAGUGCCAAAGGAUUCCAAGUUCCUUAUGUAACGUAUGAUGAGGAUUACCAAGAACUAAUAGAAGACAUUGUUCGAGAUGGUAGACUUUAUGCAUCUGAAAAUCAUCAAGAAAUACUUAAGGACAAGAAGCUGAUAAAAGCAUUGUUUGACGUGUUGGCACAUCCACAGAACUACUUCAAGUACACAGCCCAAGAGUCAAGAGAGAUGUUCCCAAGAUCCUUCAUUCGGCUGCUGCGCUCCAAAGUUUCCAGAUUUCUGAGGCCUUACAAAUAGUUGGCACUGUAAUGAAGUGAUAACCAGCCCCGGGCAUGCACCACGGGGCUGUGGGAGGUGGGGCUGCUUUCUAUGUAUUACACACUGGCAGAGACACUCCAGGGAAGCUUGCCAGCUCCGUUCUAGGCACAGUUUAGCUUUCUCAGCUAAUAUAAAUAUUUUGGUGAAUAGAAUUUUGAUUUCUUUCCAGAUAAUACCUUUUGGGGACCAAGGAUACUUCACGCGUUUCUGAAUUAGAGACUGCCCAUGAUUUCUGUAACUGAAUAGCACCAAGCAGAAGUUUGUAGAGCUCUACCUUGUUGCUUCAUCAGUAAGCCUGAAAGCUAAUGAGAAUAGACAGACUAAGUAGUGUGCUUUGGGAUGAACCCUGGGUGGCCAUUAAUGCAUGUUACCUUAACAAAGCUGGGUUCAUGUUUGGUCUCACUGAAAGUGAGAACAGGAUUGAUUUCUCUUAACUUAUGCUAUGCAGGAAAUUUAGAUCUAAGAUUGACAUAGUUUUAAUUCA
Acanthisitta chloris (rifleman) is the source of this 3282-nucleotide messenger RNA. RefSeq names its product signal peptide, CUB domain, EGF-like 2 (gene SCUBE2). Lineage: Eukaryota; Metazoa; Chordata; Aves; Passeriformes; Acanthisittidae. Gene Ontology annotation, cellular component: cell surface. The record is from RefSeq and is a predicted model, not a curated record. The annotation marks the transcript as partial. The transcript has 21 exons. Gene Ontology annotation, molecular function: calcium ion binding. Gene Ontology annotation, biological process: signal transduction.